UUAGUCAGGGCCACUGCAUCUGCCCAAGUCUGUGCAAGUCACUGCAGUGCUCUCUGCUCUUACCUGGGCAUUGCAAGCAUGAGUAACAUCUACGAGUCGGCAGAGGCCACGCUGGGCUUCAUCAGCUCGCCGUGUCUGACCAAAGUCGAGCUCAGAGUGGCAUGCCGGGGAAUCUCGGACCGCGAUGCCCUCUCCAAACCAGACCCCUGUGUAGUGCUAAAGAUGCAGUCACACGGCCAGUGGUUUGAGGUGGACCGAACAGAGGUGAUCCGCAGCAGCAGUGGUCCUGUCUUUUCCAAAAUCUUUCUUGUGGAUUAUUACUUUGAGGAAGUCCAGCGCCUUCGGUUUGAACUUCACGACAUCAGUUCUGGAAACAAUGGCCUUCGUGAUGCUGACUUCCUGGGAUCCAUGGAGUGCACACUGGGACAGAUUGUCUCGCAACGGAAACUGACCAAAGCCCUACUCAAACAAGGCAACACAACCGGAAAGUCUUCCAUAACGGUGACAGCCGAAGAGUUGUCUGGUAACGAUGAUUAUGUUGAGCUCUCCUUCAGCGCUCGCAAGCUAGAUGACAAGGACUUCUUCAGCAAGUCAGACCCCUUCCUGGAGAUUUUUAGAAUAAACAAUGACGGCACAGAGUCACUUGUACACAGAACUGAGACGGUGAUGAACAACUUGAGUCCAGUCUGGAAAUCCUUCAAAGUUUCCUUGAACACAUUGUGCAGUGGAGACCAAGAAAGAGCACUAAAGUGCACCGUGUGGGACUGGGAUUCAAAUGGGAAACAUGAUUUUAUAGGUGAAUUUCAGACCACUUUCAAAGAAAUGAGGGCAGAACAGGAGGGCAAACAGAUCCAAUGGGAGUGCAUCAAUCCAAAGUACCAGGUGAAGAAGAAGAAUUACAGAAACUCUGGCAUGGUCAUCCUCAAUCACUGUAAGAUCAUCAAAAUGUACUCUUUCCUGGAUUAUAUCAUGGGAGGCUGUCAAAUUCAGUUCACGGUGGCCAUAGACUUUACAGCGUCCAAUGGGGAUCCCAGAAACAGCUGCUCCCUCCACUACAUCCACCCAUACCAGCCCAACGAAUACCUCAAAGCGUUGGUGGCUGUAGGGGAGAUCUGCCAAGACUAUGACAGUGAUAAAAUGUUCCCAGCAUUUGGUUUUGGAGCGCUGAUUCCACCUGACUUCAAGGUUUCGCAUGACUUUGCUGUGAACUUUGACGAGGACAAUCCCGAAUGUGCUGGAAUCCAGGGCGUCGUGGAGGCCUAUCAGAAUUGCCUUCCUAAGAUCCAACUGUAUGGACCCACCAAUAUUGCCCCAAUCAUACAGAAAGUGGCCUCUUCUGCCUCUGAGGAGAUGCACACCAAGGAGGCUAUGGAAUACUUUAUCCUAUUGAUCCUGACAGACGGAGUGAUCACAGAUAUGGCGGAUACACGGGAAGCCAUUGUGCAUGCCUCCCACCUGCCCAUGUCCGUCAUCAUUGUGGGUGUGGGCAACGCGGACUUCACCGACAUGCAAAUCCUGGACGGAGACGACGGCAUCCUGCGCUCACCCAAAGGAGAGCCGGUCCUGAGAGACAUCGUCCAGUUUGUCCCCUUUAAAGACUUCAAACAUGCCUCCCCGGCUGCUCUGGCUAAAAGUGUUCUGGCAGAAGUCCCAAACCAGGUGGUGGAUUACUACAAUGCUAAGGGCAUCAAACCCAAGUGUGUCUCAGACUAUGAGACUACAAGAACCUUCAGCCCAUGACAA
Molecule: messenger RNA, 1743 nt
Organism: Periophthalmus magnuspinnatus
Lineage: Eukaryota; Metazoa; Chordata; Actinopteri; Gobiiformes; Gobiidae
Gene: cpne4b
Product: copine IVb
Exons: 16
Coding region: 79-1740 (553 amino acids)
Biological process (GO): cellular response to calcium ion
Cellular component (GO): plasma membrane
Molecular function (GO): calcium-dependent phospholipid binding
Source: RefSeq, a predicted model, not a curated record